UCAGCUGUUUUUAACUUCUUACAAUUUGAUUCUUUUUUUAUUCCUAGUUUUGAAGGUGAAUUUAAUUUGAUCAAUUCUCGGUGCAGUUAUCUAAUGAAGAAUUGCAAUAAUAGAAAUAUAUUUUUGUUGAAAGAACGUGAAGACGUAGAAAUUAUAUUGGAUUACACGAAUUUCUUUAAGUGUUGAUGUUUAUAAACAAUAAUUGUAAAUAUGGCUACAGCUAAGGUGUACCAGCCAGAUCAAGAAUUGGAGACUAAAGUCAAAAAAGCUACAGAGAGAAUUUCAGAAAAUAUGCACAUAGUAGCCAAUGAACCAUCUUUAGCAUUCUAUAGACUGCAAGAACAUGUUCGAAAAGCCUUACCACCAAUGGUGGAGAAACGGGUUGAAGUAUUUGCUCUCAGGCAGCAACUACAGGGUCACACUUAUGAUGUUGAGUAUGCACUCAGUGCUAUUAGAGGAAUGGAAGGGGCUACAAAGAGUUUCAAUAAUACUUUAGAACUAUUGAAGAAUGCUAUUUUUUAUAAACAGCAAAUAAAAUAUGAAGAGCAACGUCGCAAAAAAGCUGAAGGCAACAAAGACUCUAUGUACAAGAGGCUUUCAGCACAUAUUCCUACCCUUCCUGAAGAUCUCUCCGAUGUUGUUAGAGAAACUGCUAAUCGUGUUGAGUCUAUGAUGAAUCAUGCAAGGCAUUCCAAUACAGAAGUUCAACGAACUAAUUAACAUUAGAAUUGAAUCUUAUAAUUUAAGUGCAGUCUCAACUUAGUCAAGCAUUUUAUGUUUGAAUUAUUUAUUAUUAUAGUUUCACGAUGAUCUGUAAAUAGCUUUUUAUUAUGUUAUAUAAUUCUUAUUUCGAAGUUGAGUGAUGAUUUUAAGAGGCUAAAGUUAUUGUAAAUAUUUUUCAUGUAGUUAAAUGCUUCUAUUUAUAUGUUAAAACGAAAUAAAAUUUAUUUAUUAAAAAAAUAUUUGUUAUAAAAACCACUAAUUAUCCGCGUUGCCUCGCAAUCUUUCGCUAACACACAAUUGCACCUAUAUGAAUUUCCAAUUUUUCAGUGAAAAGUGAAAAAAAUUUACGCGUUACAUGAAUUGCGCAUCAAUCAAUAUCAAAAGUAUUCUUUUGUAAUUCCAUUGC
Phymastichus coffea is the source of this 1129-nucleotide messenger RNA. Its product is annotated as BLOC-1-related complex subunit 8 homolog. NCBI's taxonomy places the organism in Eukaryota, Metazoa, Arthropoda, Insecta, Hymenoptera, Eulophidae. The transcript has 2 exons. The record is from RefSeq and is a predicted model, not a curated record. Bases 211 to 720 code for a protein of 169 amino acids. Gene Ontology annotation, cellular component: BORC complex.